Messenger RNA from Sycon ciliatum, 1522 nucleotides. RefSeq names its product WD repeat-containing protein 53-like. The record is from RefSeq and is a predicted model, not a curated record. Bases 144 to 1280 code for a protein of 378 amino acids. The transcript has a single exon. Lineage: Eukaryota; Metazoa; Porifera; Calcarea; Leucosolenida; Sycettidae. Gene Ontology annotation, molecular function: protein binding.
UCUGUUAUCGAUAUAAUUAUCGUCUCUGGUCAGCAAAGUAUCCAGGGUAUUUUAUCGACAUCUACUAGACUUUGGUUGAGUUUCUGGAGUACUAGUAUCACUUCGGCGAGCUAUUUGAGGCGGUGGCGUAUGAACAAUGCCGAAUGGAAGAGUGGCAAGUAAAACACAGUGGAGAAAUCCUGUGUGUCGCCAGCAAUCAAGCUGAUCAGAUUGCAUCUUGUGGAGAUGACGGGGUGCUACUAUGGAGCAGUGAUGGAGCGCAUACUGGUAGCAUACUGGUAGAUCAGUCGCUUCCCUCGCCUGUGUCCGGAGUGUGUUUUGGAGCAGGCACGAGUCUCUACUGUACAGCAGGAAGACAAGUGUGUGCGUUUGAUACACGGAGCCUGACAUCGCCACUGUGGCGACUUCAGUUAGGUGGGUGCGAUGAUGAUGAGCUCAACCAGGUGUCGGUGAAUGAGAAAGGUAGUCACGUAGCCGCGUGUGACGAUGCAGGUGAAAUACACGUGAUCGAAGUGCGCACAGGAAAGGUGUGCAAGACGCUGCGUCGCCAGCACGAGAACGUCUGUACGUCGGUACAGUUUCGGCCCCGACGUGGCGCAGAGCUAGCCACGUGCGGUCUGGAUUGCAAGCUAGUGCGUUGGGACUACUCAUGCGGUCGUCCCUUACAGAGAGAAGUGCUCAGCAAACUCACGAUAUCAGAGACGAGCUCAGCCGGAGCGCAAAAGGCUUCGCCACAAAUGCUAAACCCACCAUUUCUCCAUCAGAUUUCAUUCCACGAGAGCGGAAGCGUUCUCGCCGCAGCUGCUGAGGACGGGGCUAUUCGUCUCUUUUCUGGGUGUGGAAAGGAUGCGAUGAAGCUAGCGCAUGUCCUCGAGGGAGUACAUCCAUCCAGCGCAUGUCAAGUGCAGUUUUCUAGUUUUGCGCCCGACAGCGUGCUAAUGUCGGCCGGAAAUGAUCGCAGGAUUGUUGCUUGGAAUGUGUCUACGUGUGUUUCCCAGCUGACUACGCGACGUUCUCAGGGGAAGAAGACACCAUCAGCAGUGACUGCACGCCGCUCGAAGCCUGCUUCUGCUGCUUCUGUCACUGCUUCAUCAGCAUCUAGUAAUACCUGUGAUACAGAGGCACAGCUGCCCACAGAUACUGUCAGUGAUACCAUUAGCCACAGUGUUGUGGGUAUGCAUCCAACUAAAAUCAACUGGCUUACCACAUGUACAUCUAACAAUAAGGUUGUCAUAGCCGACCAGACAGCUGCACUGAAAGCAUAUGCUAUCAGUGGUUGAGCUAAAAGGCAAAGUAGUCGAUCGCACUACAGUAGCAGCAAGUUUCGUUUCUGAUGAAAUGGACACUGCUUCUCAAGUGAUUGUCUAGCCUGUGAUCUUUUUAGGACAUUACUUUUUUAUUUAGGUUUUUGUGAGUUUUUUUAAAACACCAUGCCUCAUGGUGGAAGCAUGAAGCAUGGUCUUGAUCCGGCCUUGAUUUUUUCUCCAUAGAAGCAUUUGAAUCAAAAAGUGUUCGCCGCCGA